AUGGCAAACAUUAUCUACGGUUAUAAUCUUGAGCUUGACCCAGCCAUUGGAACAGUUCAGGAGGAUGGGAGCUUGACUCCAAUUCCACCAGUGACGGCGACCAUCGCAGGCGAUUCUGUCCUGGAUGAAAACGGUCGAACCUAUACGGGAUACAGGGCAAAAACCUACUUCCUGCCAAACGAUGCUGAAGAGCAAGCACGCCUCGACUUUCAGCACGAGAUGUGUCUUUUAAUGACAGGUGGCCGGCUUGGUGCUGCCCCCGUCGAAAAUCCCAAGUACUGUCUCGACGCCGCUACGGGUACGGGAAUCUGGGCAAUCCAGUACGCGCAGGAGAAUCCGGCUUGCGAAGUAAUCGGCGCCGAUCUCAGCCUCAUCCAGAGGCAGCAGUCGAGCCCAAACUGCCGGUUCGUUCAACGCGACCUGGAGAAUGAGGAGUGGAAGUUUGAGCAAAAGGUCGACUACGUGCACUUUCGAUUUGUCGUGACCUGCUUUGAUGACAUGCCAGCCGUCAUCAAGAAGGCAUACGACAGCUUGAAGCCCGGCGGCUGGAUCGAACUCCUCGACCCGGUCGUCGGCGUGAAUUCGGUAGACGCCACCCUCCACGGCACCGCGGUCGAGGAGUGGUGCCGGCUGCUCAACGAAGGCGCCAAAGCCGCCGGCCGAGACUUUUCCAAGCCCGCAAGGUAUGCCGGAUGGUGCACGGACGCCGGUUUCGUCGACGUUACGGAGAAGAAGUUCCCGCUGCCGAGCAACGGCAUGUGGCCCAGGGACCCGAAGAUGAAGAGGAUCGGGGAGUAUUCGAUGAGGAACUACACGGCACUGGUAGACAGCCUGUCCAAGUUUCUCACACUGGCCGGUCUGGAUCCGGAGGACGUCGCAAGCCUCGAGGCGCGGGCCAAGGACGACAUUCGCAACCCCCGGAUCCACUACUACAGAGACUUGGUCUACGCCCGGAAGCCGUUGGACGCGUGA
Messenger RNA from Cordyceps fumosorosea ARSEF 2679, 972 nucleotides. RefSeq lists its product as hypothetical. NCBI's taxonomy places the organism in Eukaryota, Fungi, Ascomycota, Sordariomycetes, Hypocreales, Cordycipitaceae. The record is from RefSeq and is a predicted model, not a curated record. Bases 1 to 972 code for a protein of 323 amino acids. The transcript has 7 exons. Gene Ontology annotation, molecular function: methyltransferase activity.